Messenger RNA from Ostreococcus lucimarinus CCE9901, 849 nucleotides. RefSeq lists its product with no specific name. The record is from RefSeq and is a predicted model, not a curated record. Bases 1 to 849 code for a protein of 282 amino acids. The transcript has a single exon. Lineage: Eukaryota; Viridiplantae; Chlorophyta; Mamiellophyceae; Mamiellales; Bathycoccaceae. Gene Ontology annotation, molecular function: hydrolase activity, acting on carbon-nitrogen (but not peptide) bonds, in linear amides.
AUGCCACGCGGUCGGCAUCGCAUCGCGUGCGCGCAAAUGACGUCCACGGCUGACUUUCAGCACAAUCUGCAGACAGUCACCGAGCUCUGCAAACGCGCGAAAGCCGAAGCGUGCGAGGCGCUAUUUUUGCCCGAAGCGUUCGCGCGCAUCGGUGCGACGGACGCGUCGUACGCCGAGCCUCUGGAUGGGCCCAUCGUGCGCGCUUGUUGCGCGCUGGCGAAGGAGUAUGGGCUUUGGAUGAGUUUGGGCGGCUACGCCGAGCGGGACGGCGACGGGAGGAAACGAUUCAAUUCGCACGUCAUGAUCGAUCCUCGAUCGGGAGAAAUCAGUGGAGAUGUGUACCGUAAAAUUCAUUUAUUCGAUACCGACGCCGCGGUGGGCGUUGAUGGCGGCGGGAUGCGCGAGAGCGAUUACACGCGCGCCGGGACGACGUUGGCUUCGUAUGAUACGACGUUUGGUAAAGUUGGGGCGUCGAUAUGUUAUGAUUUACGAUUUCCGGACGUGUAUCAGGCGCUACGAUUCGAACACGAAGCGGACGUCAUCUGUGUGCCGAGUGCGUUCACGAAAUCCACGGGCCAAGCUCACUGGGAAGUUCUCCUAAGAGCGAGAGCGAUUGAAACGCAAUGUUACGUCGUCGCGGCCGCGCAAGCAGGUAAGCACGGGGAAACGAGAGAAAGCUACGGGCACGCCAUGGUGAUCGAUCCAUGGGGGCGAAUUGUGGCGAAGAUGGAUGAUCCAUCGAACGAGGUCGGCAUCGCGGUGGCUGAAAUUGACCUCGCUCUAGUCGAUUCAAUUCGCACACAGAUGCCAUUAGCCGAACAUAGGAGGCGAGUGAGAGCAGAGUUUUAG